This is a messenger RNA of Eimeria necatrix, 3846 nucleotides long. RefSeq lists its product as hypothetical. NCBI's taxonomy places the organism in Eukaryota, Apicomplexa, Conoidasida, Eucoccidiorida, Eimeriidae. The transcript has a single exon. The coding region runs from base 1 to 3846 and encodes 1281 amino acids. The record is from RefSeq and is a predicted model, not a curated record.
AUGCCAGCAAUACCUCUCUGCGAGGGAGGGCACUCCCUGCCUCUCAAAGCCCCCCACUCUGUGCCGCAGAUGCAACAACAGCAGCUGCUGCUGCAGCAGCAGCAGCAGCUGCUGCUGCAGCAGAAGUGCUGCGAUGUUGGGCGGCCCUCGCUUGCAUGCAGCGACGGCGCAGCAGCAGCAACAGACAAGCAACUGGUCCAGUGGUCCUUCCUGGCCUUGCCGCUGCCGUGUUCUUGCUGCAGCACCCCUCCGCCGCAGCAGCUGCUGCAGCCGCUGCCGUGCAGCAGCAGCAACUUUGCUGCGCUGCAGCUGCUGCCGCAAGACCUCGUGGCUGUCACCUUCUGCUGCUGCGUGCAGCAGCUAAGAAAAGACAAGGCCCUUCCCCUCAAUCCCAACAAAAUGUGGAAGCCCGUCAGAAAGCGAAUAUACAGACACAAGUGUUGGGACUACGCAAACUUGCUGGCGCAGCAGCAGCAGCAGCAGCUGCAGCAGCAGCAGCAGCAACAGCUCCAGCAGCAGCAGCAGCUGCUGCUGCAGCAGCAAGAAAAUUACGAGCGAAACAAUGAGGCUACCACGUCAGCAGCCAGGGAGGCGGCUGAGUCCGCAGCCCCAAAAGACCCCACCGCCGCCCCUGGGGCAGCAGCAGCAACAGCAGCAGCAGCAGCAGCUGCUGCUGCUGCUGCUGCUGCUGCAGAUCUGGCAGCUGAAGGCGUCGAUGUUGCUCUGCUGCAGCGGCUUCUGAUUCGCGAGCUCUGCGGCCGUUUUUUCGUUUGGUUUUAUUUCGACGCUGUGAGGAAAGUGCUUGCUGCCCCCUGCAGCAGCAGCAGCAGCAGCAGCAGCAGCAGCAGCAGCAGCAGCAGCAGGAAAGGCAGCAAGAGCGGCAGCGUGCCUGUGACAACGGAGUGGAUAGAAUGCGCCUACGCCGCUUUGCUGCAGACACCCACGUGGAGAUUUGCUGCCUAUCUUCCCUUCUGCUGCGCGCCCCACCCCGAUGAUGCUGCUGCUGCUGCUGCUGCUGCUGCUGCUGCUGCUGCGGACCACUGGCAGCAGCAGCAGCAGAAGCAGCAGGAAGAGGCCAGCGCGCCGGUGCAGCAGCUAGCGGAGGCGUUCGAUAUAGAUAUGCUGCUAAGGCCCGGCAGCAGCUACAGCGACUCCGAGGAAGAAGAAGCAGCAGCAGCAGCAGCAGCAGCAGCAGCAACAGCAGCAGCGACAGCAGCAACUUCAGCUGCAGCAGCACCAGCAGCUGCUGCUCUUGAGCCAAAGCUCACCGAGCAGGCGCCAGCAGCAGCAGCCGCAGCAGCAGCAGCAAAUGCAGCAGAUGUGCGGGAGGAGGCAACAGCAGAACCAGCCCUUGUGGCGGCCCAUGUACCAGCAGCAGCAGCUGCUGCUGCAGCAAGUUCAUCUUCUACUACUGCACUUGCUGCUGCAGCAGCAAGUGCAGCAGUAGAAGGCGCGCCAGUAUCAGCAGCAGUCGCUACAGCAGCAACUACAGCAGCAGCCGCAGCAACAGACGCUCUAGCAGCUACAGCAGCAACAGCUGCAGCAGCAGCUUCAGCAGUAGCUGCAGCAGCAGCAGCAGCAACGGAAGAUGCAGCAGCAGCAGCAACAACAGAAGAGGCAGACGUUCUAAGCGGACGGAGAAGCCGCAGAUCAACAGUGGACUUCUCAGUCGCGCCGACACAGCAGUUGCCUCACGUGCUUCAGCAGCAGCAGCAGCAGCAGCAGCAGGAGCAGCAGCAGCAGCAGCAAGAGUGGCUAACAGAGCAGCAGCAGCUGCAGCAACAGCAUCAUCUACCGCCGCCAGAGCAGCAGCAACAGCAGCAACAGCAGCAACAGCAAGUGCAGCAUCGGCAGCAAAAGAGGCAGAAGCACCAGCUGCUCAAUCCUGUGCAGAAGGUGGAGCAGAAGCGCCAGAAAAAGCAGCAGCAGCAGAAGGAGCAGCAACAGCAGCAGACAGAGCAGCAGCAGCAGCAGCAGCAGACAGAGCAGCAGCAACAGGGGCAGCGGGAGCAUCAGCAGCUGCAGGAGUUGCAACAGCAGCAGCAAGCGCAGCUGCAAGAGCAGCUGCAGCAACAGCAGAAGGUGCGUCCGAGAAAGCGUGGCAGCACCGAUAGCAGUCACAGCAGCAGCAGAAGCAGCAGCAGCAGCAACAGCAGCAGCAGCAACAGCAGCAGCAGCAACAGCGUGGACAAGCGACCGCGGCUUUCCUUUAAGCGUUUAGAUGCUGCAACAGAAGUAGCAGCAGCCGAAACGUCAGCAGCAGCAGCAGCAGCAGCUGCAGAAGCGAGAGCUGACGCAGCAGCAGCAGCAGCAGCAGCAGCAGCAGCAGCAGCAGAAGGCGCAGCAGCAGCACUGAAAGGCUCGGCAGCAAGAAAAGCAGAAAAACAUAGCAAUGGGGACGAUGUUACAGUCAUACUGUCUGACGAAGAGCCCCAGCAGCAACAGCAGCAGCAGCAGCAGCAGCAGCAGCAAGCAGGUCAAAGCAGCAACAAGCAGCAGAAGAAGCGGCAGCAGGUGCUGCUCGUGGAUCAGUGUGAUUCUUGUGAAAUGGAGGAGAAGCAGCAGCAAGAGCAGCAGCCGAAAGAGCAGCAGCAGCAGCAAGAGCAGCAGCAAGAGCAGCAACAAGAGCAACAAGAGCAGCAGCAGCAAGAGCAGCAAGAGCAGCAGCAGCAACAAGAGCAGCAGCAGCAGCAGCAGCAGCAACCUGAUGAUGACGACCUCGUCGAUUUUGAAGAGGCGGUGUCGCCUAGCGAAGGUGCAAGAACAGCAACAGCAGCAAAGGACAGCAGCAGCGGCAGCAGCAGCAGCAGCCUGCUGGAGCUGCUGGGCAGCAGCAGCAGCACUGAAGUGAUCGCGGAAGCGUGCAGAGGAGCAGAAGCAGCAGCAGCAGCAGCAGCAGAUGCCAACAGCAGCAGACGCAGCAGCGUCUGCAGCAGCACAGUUCCCUCUCCCUAUAGGGCUCUGUUUGCACCUAGCAAUUCGCUGCAGCAGUCCCAGCAGCAGCAGCAGCAGCAGCAGCAGAAGCAGCAGCAGCCAAAGUUGUGGCAGCGCCUGCAGCAAGAAGUUAAGGAAAUAUUCAGCGACCCACAGGCGAGCGGCAGCAGCAGCAACAGCAGCAGCAGCAGGCGCAGCAGCAGCUCCACCCCAGGUCGUGCAGACAUGCGCAAGAAUGGGACUGCAGCAGCAGCAGCAGCCGCUGCAGCAGUGUCAGCAGCAGCAGCAGCGACAGCAGCAGAAGCGGAGGAAGCAGCGCCUGGGUCGCCGGUGCUGCUGCAGCACGCCGCGAAGGCCCACAAGCAGCGAAAAGCAGCAGCAGCAGCAGCAGCAGCAGCAGCACGCAGCAAUCUGCUGGGAGACCCUGACUCCAGAGCAGCAGCAAAGUGUUUCUUGACUCAGGUGGACCGGAAGCUGCAGCGGCUGCAGCAGCAGGCGCUCCCAGCAGCAGCAGCAGCAGCAGCAGCAGCAGCAGCAAAGCCCACUCCAACAGCGGCAACGGGAGCAGCAGCAGCAGGACGUCCCUCGCGGAAGCUCGGGGCUACAGCCGCAGCCGUGUCUGGGGGAAAGAGCAGCAGGGCCAAAAGCAGCAGCAGCAGCAGCAGCAGCAGCAGCAGCAGCAGCAGCGCGCUGCCUCGCCUUGGUCUCUCACGGCCGCGCUUUACCCCGCAGCAGCACAAGGCAGCAGCAGCACCUGCUGCUGCUGCUGCAGCAAAAGUUACCAGCAGCUCCUCAGCCCUUCCGCGCCUGAAGCGGCAGCAGCGGCAGCAGCAGCAGCAGCAGCGGCAGCAGCAGCAGCGGCGGGCUGUGAGCAGCAGCGCCCUCCCCGCCGUGAGCCCCUGGAGCCAUUAG